UCGUUAUUUCGUUUUAUUUUUUAAGGUCCAUCAUUUCCAUCAUCAGCACCUAAAAUAGAACAAACAUGUCACAUAUAAUUCUUAUAGCGUUGGCCAUAGUGUCGAUAGCGGUCACAACAUGUCGAGCACUGCCAGAUAUUCACAAACAAAUGUCAGCCCAACAGCUGCAAUCCAUAUUCCAAGUGGAACACCAUGAUGCAGUGCCACAAUACGAAGUCAUACAACUGCUGCAUCAUCACAAUGAAGAAUUAUCCGCCCAACAGUAUAGCAAUUAUCGACGUCGGAAACGCAGUAUACAGGAAAAUACGCCGAAGGCCUUCGACUCACACCAUGUCAAAAAGGAUCUCAGUAAGACAAGCUACUAUAGUGAAAUAAAAUUGGGCUCUCAAAAGCCUUCGAAUCAUUUGGGCGAUAUCCAUAAAGGCAAGCCUGUCAAACACAUUGACGAACAUAAAGUCCAAGUGCACGCCUUUGGGGAGAAACUGAAUUUAACACUAAAGAAAACCCAAGGAUUAUUUAAAAAAGGUGAACUGCACAAUUUACCCAUGUGGUUUAUGGAGAAAGAGGCCAAUGCCACACAUGGCAUAAAUUUGGAGAAAAUUGUCGAUGAGCAUUCACAUUCCAGUGAUAAAAUCGGUGAAGUUUACCAGGAUGAAGAAAAUAUGGCAGCUAUUUUAAUGCGUCGCCAUGAGAUCACCGGUGAUUUAAUAAUGGAGGGUAGCAUUGGUCAUGAUAUGGUGAUAAAGCCAUUGCCACAUGAAUUGAGUCCCCAGCCGGAAGAAUCACAUCAUGUGAUAUACAAGCGUAGUGCUGACCAACUGGAACACUUGAGUGACUUUGCUUUUAUGGAACCCGAUGACUUAUCUACACAUGAAAAAUCACAAGAACGUAGCAAACGAGCAGCUCAUCGUAAUACCUUGGCCGAUCUCGAAGUUGAACAAGAAGAACUUGAAGCAGAAGAUGGCAUAGCCGCUGAUGAAAGAUCGCCCCAUAAAAGGGGCAAACGUCAUGCACCCUAUAUGAUUUAUCCCGAAGUUUUGGUUAUUGUCGACUAUGAUGGAUAUCGUUUACAUGGUGGUGAUAAUUUGCAGGUGAAACGUUAUUUCAUUGCCUUCUGGAAUGGUGUGGAUUUGAGAUAUCGUUUGCUUAAGGAACCAAAAAUUCGUGUUAGCAUUGCUGGAAUCAUUAUAUCAAGGGGACGUGAUGCUACACCAUACUUGGAAAGAAAUCGUGUUGGACGUGAUGCCAUUGACUCGGCGGCCGCUUUAACAGAUAUGGGUAAAUAUUUAUUCCGUGAAAGACGCUUGCCUGUUUAUGAUAUUGCCGUGGCCAUAACAAAGUAUGAUAUGUGUCGCAGACGCAAAGGAGGUCGUUGUACCAAGGGCACAGCCGGCUUUGCCUAUGUUGGUGGCGCAUGCGUGGUCAACAGACGUCUGGAAAAAGUCAACAGUGUUGCCAUCAUUGAGGAUACCGGUGGUUUCAGUGGCAUCAUUGUUGCCGCUCAUGAAGUGGGCCAUUUACUUGGUGCUGUUCAUGAUGGCUCACCACCACCCAGUUAUUUGGGUGGACCUGGAGCCCAGCGUUGUCGUUGGGAGGAUGGUUUCAUAAUGUCCGAUUUGAGACACACCGAGAGAGGUUUCCGUUGGUCAGCCUGUUCUGUGCAAAGUUUUCAACACUUCUUAAAUGGUGCCACUGCCACCUGUUUAUACAAUGUCCCACAUGAGGAUAAUGCCUUGGGACGUUCCCUGCCUGGUACUUUACUCUCCCUGGAUGCCCAAUGCCGAAGAGAUCGUGGCACUUAUGCAUGUUUCAAGGAUGAACGUGUGUGUGCACAGCUUUUCUGUUUCGAUGCCCAGACAGGCUAUUGUGUAGCCUAUAGGCCAGCGGCCGAAGGUUCAACAUGUGGUAAUAAUUUGCAUUGUUUGGAUGGUCGCUGCACUGCUUUGCCAGUGGCUUCCAAUCUAAUUACCAACUACGGUGGUCAAUAUCGUUUGGGCUACAAUAACAGCCUUAACAGUCCGGCAGCCUCCAAGCAUCUCUAUAAUUUGAAUAAGGCCCAGGCGAAUGCAAACAACGAGGCCAAUCAAGCUGAUGAGGAGGCAGAUAAUGAGGAUGAUGACGAGGACAGUGGGGAUGACAAUGAUGAGAGCAAUGAGACUAUAGAGAAACAAAAACCCUCUAUAGUACAACAACAGCAACAGACACAACAGCAUGCGGCCAAAUCGGCACAGCCUCAACAUAAGACAUUUGCCAAGGUGUUGCCACCAAAUAAUUUGCAACAGCAUAAAACAUCAUUAACAUCAACAUCAUCGUUAGCAACAGGUUCGGAUAGACAAAAACCGCAUACAUAUCACCAUCAUCAUCAGCAUCAACUGCAGCAGCAGCAAUCAUCAUUGGCCACAACAGCAUCAGCAACAUCGGCCACCACAAGAAGGCCUAAGAUUAAAACACAAAAACUAAUACGCCGAUUACGAACACAAAUCAAAUGAGUUAAUGAGUUUGUUUGUGAUGAUGAUCUCCUGUGCAAAGCACACACCAUCAUUAAAUCACAAUGACAUGUAGUUAUCACCAACAACAUAUCUGAAGAGAGGAGACAAGAGAGCAACAGCAAGAAACAGCUACACAAACUCACCAUCACCACCACCAAAACCACCACCACUACUACCUACCUACCUUCUCAAGAAGAGUCUAUCUCUCCACUGCCACC
Messenger RNA from Stomoxys calcitrans (stable fly), 2707 nucleotides. Its product is annotated as A disintegrin and metalloproteinase with thrombospondin motifs like. Gene Ontology annotation, molecular function: metalloendopeptidase activity. Gene Ontology annotation, biological process: proteolysis. The record is from RefSeq and is a predicted model, not a curated record. Lineage: Eukaryota; Metazoa; Arthropoda; Insecta; Diptera; Muscidae. The transcript has 14 exons. The coding region runs from base 66 to 2489 and encodes 807 amino acids.